CUCACUCCACCCAACACACCCACCUCACCCCACCCCAUCCUGUUUUAAUGCUCCCAAUCCUCUUUGUGGGAGAGUGACGUCUGCUACUGUCAGGAACGGAGUUAAGCUCAGCAGGCACCAGGAGAACAGAGAGGAGAGAAGCUCCCUGCCUUAGGGACAGCCAAGUUGGACUGGCCUUCCUCUGGGACGAAUAUACCGUAUGCUACCCACACUAGACCUGCUGCUCCUUCCUCCAGCUGGGGACCACACGAGGAACACUUGAUUGGGUGUAACACGAUACUUACCCUCAGUUAAAAACUCUCUCCCCUUGCUUGAGAGCCUUGAUUGCUUUCAGGGAUAAUUGCUCUCAAAACUGGAACACAAAGUCACCUGCGGGGGAAAACAACAUUCACGUAAGGAUUUUUUGUGGCUACGGCAUCAUCACUUUGUUUCCUUAAAGAUAUUUCUUGCCUGAGACCAUAACCCUGUCAACAUCAUAUUGGUUUGACUUUACCUUUCUGCUCUGAGAGCAAAAAAGCUGCGUGGAACGCUUUCUUCAAGUCUUGAUGGUGUGAACAUGCACACAAAUCAUUUUGGGUUCACGAGUGUUUGAAACGGAACAGCUAAUUGAGUGUGUGUCGGGCUCUGCUGGACCACAGUUUACUUGUGGUGUGCGUUUUUGGUUGUAUUCGUCUGAAUGAAACAAGUCAGAGGCAGUUGAAAAGUGUGCAUCACGUGAGAAAGGGCUGUGGAAAUACCCUUCCUGGAUUUACCAGCGAUGGAAAGUUAUGACGAAUUUGGAGAGGGGGAGAGGGACAGUUACCAGAUCGACUACCGAAGGAUUGUGGGAGACAUGGAGCCAGCUUGGCCUCGCAACUCAAAUAGAGACGUGGCCUAUACCCAGCCAAUGUCGCAUGGACACGGUCAUGAGACUGCAGCCCAGCGAUACAGCGCCAGCCGCAUCCAAGCUGGGUAUGAAAGCAUGGCUGACUACUUGAUCAGUGGUGGAACAGGUUACGUCCCUGAAGAUGGACUAACAGCACAGCAACUUUUUGCAAUUGGUGAUGGACUCACGUACAAUGACUUCUUAAUCCUUCCGGGGUUCAUAGAUUUCACUGCUGAUGAGGUGGAUCUGACUUCUGCACUAACAAGGAAGAUCACCUUAAAGACACCUCUCAUUUCAUCUCCCAUGGAUACAGUCACGGAGUCAUCCAUGGCCAUUGCCAUGGCACUGAUGGGUGGGAUUGGAAUAAUUCACCAUAAUUGCAGUGCAGAGUUUCAGGCAAAUGAGGUGCGCAAAGUCAAGAAAUUUGAGCAGGGCUUCAUCACAGACCCUGUGGUAAUGAGUCCUCAUCACACAAUCGGAGAUGUGUUUGAGGCAAAGAUACGCCAUGGUUUCUCUGGGAUCCCAGUUACAGAGACAGGGAAGAUGGGAAGCAAGCUAGUCGGCAUAGUAACCUCCAGAGACAUAGAUUUUUUGUCUGAGAAGGACCACGACAGGCCUUUGGAAGAGGCGAUGACAAGAAGAGAGGACCUUGUAGUUGCGCCAGCUGGAGUCACACUAAAAGAGGCUAAUGAUAUAUUGCAGCGAAGCAAAAAAGGUAAGCUCCCCAUUGUUAAUGACAAUGAUGAGCUGGUUGCCAUUAUUGCUAGAACUGACCUAAAGAAGAACAGAGACUAUCCUCUGGCUUCCAAGGACUCACGCAAACAGUUGCUCUGUGGGGCCGCCAUUGGCACCAGGGAGGAUGACAAAUACAGACUGGACCUCCUGGUGCAGGCUGGGGUGGAUGUGGUGGUCCUGGACUCUUCCCAAGGAAACUCAGUGUAUCAAAUCAACAUGAUAAAUUACAUCAAACAGAAAUAUUCUGAUCUUCAAGUGGUUGGUGGCAAUGUGGUGACAGCUGCACAGGCUAAAAACCUAAUAGAUGCUGGUGUGGAUGCCCUGAGGGUUGGAAUGGGGUGUGGCUCUAUCUGUAUCACCCAGGAAGUAAUGGCAUGUGGCAGGCCACAAGGUACAUCUGUUUAUAAGGUUGCAGAGUAUGCCAGACGUUUUGGAGUCCCUGUUAUUGCAGAUGGAGGUAUUCAAACAGUUGGACAUGUGGUUAAGGCUCUCGCGCUGGGAGCGUCCACAGUGAUGAUGGGGUCUCUGCUUGCUGCAACCACCGAGGCUCCAGGUGAAUAUUUCUUUUCUGAUGGAGUGCGCCUGAAGAAAUACAGAGGAAUGGGCUCCCUGGAUGCUAUGGAGAAAAAUAACAGUCAAAAACGAUACUUUAGUGAGGGAGAUAAGGUGAAGGUGGCUCAGGGGGUCUCAGGAUCAGUGCAAGAUAAAGGCUCCAUUCAGAAGUUUGUUCCCUACCUUAUUGCUGGUAUACAGCACGGCUGCCAGGACAUAGGGGCCAAAAGUUUGUCUAUUUUACGGUCGAUGAUGUAUUCAGGAGAGUUAAAGUUUGAGAAGCGGACCAUGUCUGCUCAGAUGGAAGGGGGAGUUCAUGGCCUCCACUCAUAUUCUUUUGUGCCAUUUACAAGAGGUGGCCUUAACGAGUCAGGAGGAAGAGGAAAUACACGCUCAGUACCAAAUGUUCCAGCUCCUGCUGCUAUGACCAGAUGCAAUGGACGCAUGUGAUCAAACUACUGAACACAAAGCUGAUUUUGCAUUAUUUACUCUUAGAAUUGAACUCUCUAGUUAAAUAUCUUAAAAAGAGAUAUGCAACAAAAGACAAAGUAUGAAUGCCCCAAACAAGUUGAAUGUUUUCAUAUAUAACUUUAAAUUGCUGACAGCAAAUGGGAUGAGUUAAAUGUUGGAAAAAUCUAUGGAAAAAAAAAAGAGCUUUCAACUAACUGCAAAUCUGCAGUGAUGAUUUUAACCUAUUCUUAAGCUACAGUGAACUAAGAGGGUUCAGUGCAAAAGCAUGAGAGAGCUUCGUCAACCAAUAGGCACUGAAGAGUAGACCCAUGCUUGCCAAAAACAUUUAUAGAGCUACAGUUUUUCUGAAUCAUUUUCUUAAGAGGGAAAAAUUGACUUACAAUUUAAUUGAAAAACAACAACAAAAAAAGGCAAAGACAGUUUUGGGCUAAAGGUUCCAAAUCUUUCAGCAUUACAACAUUUAUUAGAAUAAUGCUGGAUCUUUUGUCAGAAAUGGUUGAUUUUCAAGCCAAGAAAAAAAAUUCAAAUGGUAAUAAAAAUGCAAAUAUAAACAUUAUGGUACUUUCAUUUCCUUUGACUUUUUAUUUGAGUACAGACAGUGUGAACACAAAUAUUUGAAACUUGGUUCAUCAGCUUAAUUUCAUUCUUUAAUAUGCAACAUUUCAGACCUAUGAACAUCUUUUUAAAAACUUUGAAAAGGAUAAAUUUAGUUGUGGUCAAUAAUGGUAUAUGGUUGUAUAUUUACAAAUGAAAUACAGCUGAUGAAGGAGAAAAAUCACGAUCAAACUGCCCUAAAAAAACUUUAAGUCAAUGCUGAUCUACAAACAACCUCAGUAAAAUAUGCAGAACAGCAGAAACUACCCAACGACAGAUGGACAGAGAAGUUUCUUGAUAGAAACAACCAACAUUCUCAGGCUAUCAUUACAGCUAAAGGUUCUGUAAUUGACACUUAUUGAGUUGCUUUUAUCCAUUUUUGUCCAAUUUUUCUGACUUUAUGAAUUACUUUAGAAAUGUGUUUCCUAUUGAAUCCUUGCUGAAACUUGUUUAAAAAUUGUUUUAGUGUAACCUAUAUAUAUAUAUUUUUUUAGCACAUCUCGCUUUUCAAAUAUUUUAGAACAAGGCAGAUGAGAAUUUUUUUUUUUUACAAAGGCAGAUUCAUAUGAAUGGUAUCUGUGCAAUAAACUUUACUAUAUACACUAUUUAUUUUCUCAUUAAAACUUGAUGAAUCCAGUUUAAAUAGUUCAAGUUCUUCCAUUAGAUAAUCUCUUGACAGCAAAAGCACUGUUUAGCAAUAGAGGGUUCACUGUUGACAUUCAUGAGCAUCUUUCUGAGACAAUCAUGACCAUGACAAUCAUCGUUUGAAAAAAUAUUUUGCUUAAAAAAAUUACUGCAAGAAAAAUUUAAUAAACAAGCAAAAGCACAAUACUACAUACACUAAAAGAAAGCACCUAACUGUAACUUUAGUCCAAAGACUUGUGAUGGGGGUGGUAACAUAUAAAGAUCCCUUGAAGUACCCUUUAAGUUUGCCCAUUUAACACUUCGGAGCAUAUAUACACCUUUCGGAGCAUCCAAAAGUACUAACGUGUAUUUUUGGGUCCAGUUAUUAGCCACAAGGGGUACGUAAGAGACUGUGCCUGUAUUGUUGAAAGUAUGGGGAAGACAGGUGGCAAUAUUAUGUCACUUCCAUCGUCUUCCUGGGGGUGUUGAGAUAUACAUAAUACAAUAUCAACAUUAUUUACAAAGAUGUUUGCAUCUACACAUUAAAUCAGUAGUAUAAUAUCCUGUUUUAGUUUGGUUCAGUUUUUUUUGUUUUAUUUUAUGAUGUACAGUUACAUUUCUCAAUCUACCCUAAUGAAAAUAUGCUAAAUUAUUUCUGUAUAAUAUAAGAUGCUGUCAAAACAUAGCUGAUGUUUUAUUUGUUCCUACAAUUCAAUGGUAUCACUGCAAACACUCAGGGCAUCAAUUUGUCUGCACACAUGGACAAACUCUGCUUGAACAGCAAGAUCCCAUUCUAGUUGUUUGCUGUCACUCAGUUGCUUAGUGCCCGCCAAUCGGCCAGAGCCAUGACUGUCUUGGGAGGCAAGGCUCAAUGUUCGGUAACGCCUUUGGUAAGACAGGUGUGGGAUUCCCCGUGAUAGGCUGCUAUGAGCAAAGUGCUGCCCUCUGUUGGCCCAAGAAUGUGAACGCAUCUUUCCCAUUUCCUUUGGCUGGCUGCACAAACCCUGGGUUGAACCAGUAUGGCUCCCUUUCCAGUCCAAUUGCUCUGGUGGCAUCGGCGGAUUGGAGGGAGAGGUCAAACUGCCUUGUGGUUGGAAAGCUUUGGAGUUGGACAGGGUGUUAUCUCGAUCUACAUUUCCACAAGAAGAAGUUCGGUAAAGGGUAUCUACCACAGAGCAGGAUAUUUGCUUGGAUGCACCUUGGGCAGGAGAGUGCAAUGAAACAGUUGAAGAAGCAUGGUGCAGUCUUGGUAGACCAAAGAUACUGUGAGAGAAUAGGGAUUCACUGAAAAGAGCUUGGUCAAUACUGCGGGACAAGUCGAUUGGGGAUGGGGGCCGUAAGUCCCCAGUAGAAUCAGAUUCUACACCUAAACUAUCUAGUGAUGACUGCUGAGGCUUAACUAUGUUUUCAGGUUUGCAUGGUUCACUUGGGGUUAUAGGUAGGGGUAACAAACUCUGUGUUUGGUUGUGAUUGGGGACACAAUCUAAUUCAUUUUUAGAGGGAUCAACCAUUGAGCAAAGAGGAAGAGUUUCAGACUGCCUCUUGGUAACAACAUCACAGACAACCAGCUUUUCUUGCUUACUCUGGGAAAAGGACUCAUGAGAGGAGAGAACGGGGGAAUCUGCUCCAUUCUGAGAGGGCAGUGUGAGUUCUCGUAAUGGAGAGUUGCAGGAUAGACGAGACCAAGAUCCUGGCCGUGGAUGAGUUAUGGUCUUUAUCGAGGAGUGUUUGUGACUGAAUAAAGGGUGUGUUCCGAUGAUGGAUAAACCUAGACAGACCCCAAUUUCACAGAGUCUGCAGCCUACCUGGUAACCCCACCAUGGCCAAGCCAUAAAACCAUAACCAUCAACCCCACCAAAACCAAGUGCAUGUAGAAUCCCAUAUAGUUGAAGACCCCCACAUCCUAACAAGCUCAAUGCAGUUCCUAUUCCAGUUCUUGCUGCCCUAUUCCAGUCUUCUACUUUGGAAAAGGGACAAACUGUUACUCUGAUCACUUCAGGGGAUCCUUCACUUUCUCCAUUGUCAUUAAGCCUGUAAACAUGUUUUGUGCUUACUUGUGUGAAGAUGAAGAAUAUGAGGUAAGAGCAUGAGAGAAAUAUGGUGAGGCAGACAAACACUACCUGAGGAAGCAGGAGGAUCACUAUAGGGAGGCUAUUGAAGAGGUAGUGGAGUCCAACACAUCCUAGUGAGACUACAAAAUGCAACAAAGACAUGCAUAGUAAAAUGCAAGGCUUGGGCAGGGCUGAGAAUGAGGCAGAAAUUGCAAAUGAAAGAGAAAGAUGCCUGCGUGAGCGCAAGGAAAGAAGGAGGAAAGCCAGUGAAAAUCCUGAUAUCAAACAGGGCAAUGGAAGUUCAAACAGCAGAAGCGUGAUUAGUGUGGGAAGGCGAUCUUGAGAACUGUAAGCAUCAUAUAACAAACAGAAUGCUUGGAUACCUGUAAAUGCCAUAAUGAAGAAGUGCAACAUUGUGAGAUAGAGGCUACCAGGGGGACACCUGAGAGGCAAGCCUAACAGGCAAACCAUGGAAAUGAAUCCGAAGAGAGUGAAGACUGAUCCCAGGCCAUAGAUGUGUGCUUCCCAUGCAAAUCCCCAUGUAGCAUGAGCAGAGUUCCAGUCUGAGUAUAAUGGGACCAACAGGGCAGGGCUGAGACCUAGAGGUGGGUGCAAGGACUCACUGGGUGUGAAUUCAUAAGGGUAGGUGACAGUCCAGGACUGAUCGGAUGUUUUACAAGGUAUGGUUGUUGUAUCCUCAUUACUGCCAACUGUGACUGUACCGCCGGCCUUUGAAACGUGCAAAUUGUCUUUCCUGGGAUCAUCUGGAUGCCUCUGUGCUGGCCGUUCCUGUGUGUAAAUCAUGACCUGCAAUGUCAAUCAGUCGAUCUUGUUUUCCAUGUGUGGACAUGGUAAUCCCUGUUGUUCUUCCCCAGUUGCUCUGGCUUGCUGUGGGAGUUGGGUGCUGAGGAUUAGCUCCAAGUCCUGCCAAAAGCGUUGAAAUCCACCCUUUCCCAGGUUUGUGUGUUGUUGCUAAUGUUGGUUUGCUCUCUCGGGUUUGUGUAGGGUAAACUAUGGUUACAGAACUCUUCUCAGUUGACUGAUAAUUAAAUGUUUUCUCCUGGACAGAUUGUUGAAGUUUACUUCCUAAUGAAGGCCAUUUUGUUUGCAUACUCUCCUUUAAGACUGAAUCCUCUGUCACAGUCUCAUGGUGUCUGGAUGGAAGUGCCUUCAUAUUAGGGUGUAAAAGAAAGCUCUCCUGCCAAUCACUGUAUUCACCGAUCACUCCUUGUCUGUCUGUGUCCUCUGAUGAUGAAAUGGGCCAUAUCCAAGACUGACUCGUGAAGUCAACAUCCUCAGGUCCAAACAUGGUACUUGCUGGUUGUAAACCAGAUCCUUGAGGUUUAUGUGAGGGCUGUCUGAGAAACUGUGGAACUCUGUCAGUUUCUACCUGUUGGGUUUCUUUUGCAUUUUCUCCAAUUAAAAAUUCAAAAUGCAAUAAGAGGGGUAAAGAGAGAUGGAGGAGAUUAUGAAUAUUCCACAACACGACCAUGGUGUGGUGUCUUGAUUUCCACUUGGGGUUGUUGUCUGGUCACAUCUUUGAUAGUUCUCAGAUAUCAGACUACCAAAAAUGUCACUGGUGACAUAUCUCAUCAAUAGCCUGUCCUGCUGCAGCCUCUUUGAACAUAUAUGCAGCGCUGUGCUGCUGCAUGUCUGCAGUCGCGGUAUGCACAGCACUCUGUGUCCU
Menidia menidia (Atlantic silverside) is the source of this 7579-nucleotide messenger RNA. NCBI's taxonomy places the organism in Eukaryota, Metazoa, Chordata, Actinopteri, Atheriniformes, Atherinopsidae. The record is from the annotation of a GenBank genome assembly.